AUGACAGGAACCGGAGUCGUAGCCGGGAUCGUCACCGGGACCGCCAUGAUAGUCGAAAUCGACGUCAUAGCCACAGUCGCGAGCGCCACCAUCGUGGUCGCAGCGUCGCGAGCGCCUCUCCCCCCCUCUCCCCCCCCUCGUGUUUCGACUCUGAGCACGUGGCCCUACGAGGUCGAGACCUACGACGAGCCUCCUCGUGGGUCAUGGUCAGCUCUUUCCAAAGAAGCCUUCAUGAAGCUAUGGGAAGAGGACCGAGACGCCAUUGCGCCACCACCAGAAGAUCGAAACACAAUAUACCACUUCAAUUGCCGGCAGGUGCAUGCCCCAGAAAACUGCCGAGGACCAUUGGAUCGUGGUCAGCUCAACGGCUGCGUGUACUGUGGCAGCAAAGAACACAUGGCAGAUCACUGUCCGUACUUUCUGCUCGUCCCAGAGCAGCAUCACGACAAGCUCCGAGUGUACCUCCACGUGUUUGCCAGACAAGGACUGCCCCCGGCGGCCAGCCGAAUAUCUUUUCACAGAGUUCAAAUUGGUCCCAUGACCAGGUACAAGGUUCCCGUGCUGUCCCGCAACACAGCACGGAUGUAUGCACGGCAGCAAGCAGACCGCGAUAUCGCGGCUGAAAGAAUGCAUUGGUGGAAGACCUUUGACUACUCUCGAUUGGAAAGUCCUGACAUCGAGAUCCAGAGGCUUCCUCAAUCAUGCGCCAAUCUGAGGAAAUGGUCCAACAGCGGUCCAUUGCCCACUCGCGUUGGCAACACUCUCUACGAUUUGGACGAGUACGGCCCCGAUGAGGAAUCCGAGCCGUUCAAUGAAUUGUGGACUGUGUUUCACAACCUUCAAGUCCAACCAGGUCCUGGUGGAACACGAGCGGUCAAUAUUCCAGAGUGGGUGUUUGAUGGCAGAGGCCAGUACCAAGGCUGUCUUGAAUACCCCCCUCCCCAGCAUGAUCCAAGUCGGCCGACAGCUCUUAGCCCGCCAAGGACGCGUGUACCACAAGCCGUUCCCCAUUCCAUAAGACAAGGCCAGGCUUUCCAAGUAAACAAGCCCGAGCCAUUCAUAAAGCGCGAGCCGGCUAUCAAGCGCGAGCCGACCGUCAAGCGCGAACCAGUCGUCAAGAACGAGACAUUGAUCAAGCGCGAGCCGGUAAUCAAGCGCGAGUCAGAGUGA
Molecule: messenger RNA, 1170 nt
Organism: Pestalotiopsis fici W106-1
Lineage: Eukaryota; Fungi; Ascomycota; Sordariomycetes; Amphisphaeriales; Sporocadaceae
Exons: 1
Coding region: 1-1170 (389 amino acids)
Source: RefSeq, a predicted model, not a curated record